UAUCUAAACUAUCUUCGCCCAAAGUCAGGGAAGAAUAUUAAAGAAGGAAGUGAAAGACUAUAAUCGCUAAUAACCGACUUAAAAAGGAAACAGCAUAAUUCAUUAACACCAAGGAUGGCYGCAAAGCUAUCUGAAAGGCUUGGUGAACAGGUCACGUGUCCAAUCUGUUUGGAACACUUCUCGGACCCACGCCUUCUCCCCUGUCUACAUACGUACUGUAGACAAUGCUUACAAGAUCUCCUGGCUAAAGGGAAAAGAAAAGUGUCUGUUAUCUGUCCAGAAUGUCGAGAGGAAGUCCAGAUAAUAUCUGGUGAUGUUACGAAGCUGCAAGUCAACUUCUGGAUCAACAAUCUUCUAUCACUUCUUUCCAUCCACUCGACUGAYGAAAAAGAUGGCGGCAACACUGAGUURACGUGCGAAAACUGUGACAGCAAAGCAGCAGCCAAAGGAAGAUGUGUCAACUGCUGCAUGUUUUUGUGUAACGUUUGUUUUACARCACAUCAGCGUCUGCUAGCACUGAAGGACCAUCAACUGAUAACACUGGAUGAGCUGAAAGACACAGGUAUYCCAGUYAUAGAGAAACAACUUUUUUGUGAGAAACACAAAGGAGAAGUCAAGAAGCUUUUCUGCAAUACUUGCCAMGAGGUAAUUUGYCGUGAUUGUACCAUUAYUGACCAUCGUGAYCAUCAGUUCAGCUUCGUUGARGACGUCSUUGAUCAACRCAARCAACUCUUUAAAACAGAAGUACAAAGAGCAAGCAACACCAAGAACAAGAUCGAGGCAKYUYUGAAGUCAGUCGAAAAGAUGAAAGAAAACGUAGAGGAAWCAACAAAAGCCACCGAAGAAAACAUCGAUAACKUAAUCGAYAAACAAAUUARAGCUUUAGAAGAAAAACGAGCAAGUCUGAAAGAGACCACAAAAAAGAUUGCAGCAACAAAGAURAAAGAACUURYAGCACAAGAAGAUGGUCUYACAAUGCACCUGACUGGCUUGAAAAGCGCCAUUGAAUUUACAGARAAAGUMUUGAMAAAUGGCGGYAGCAGURAUGUCCUGUCCUUAUCCAAACAACUUACAUCUCGUUUGUCACAGCUGUCUGAGAAACCUUAUCCUGAAGAUCUAUGCAUUCCAUGGCAAAAAGCGAUAACAAGACUUGAGUUUAACGAAAMUUUGUUUCUUAAGUCCAUAAAUUGUGUUAAAAUCGUUGACGUUACUCCUGUUGAUUAUAGUAAGUGCUCUGUUGGGCAACUAAUUGAUGGCCAUUUAGUCGAUAUCAAAGGCAAUAUUCGCGCACGUGGAGGCCAGGUUCUGGAGUUUGUUGUCCAAAUCAAGAACUCGUUUGGGGAAAAGAUGAAAAUCAUGCCAGACAGAAUAAAAGCCACAGCACGGUUUGGCGAGUCUAUGGUACUUCCGAUAAGACGUUUGGAAGAUGACACGUACAGUUUCAAACUGACAUUGAUACCCACAUUUAUAAUGAUUUGGUCUAAAAUUCUAGUAAUGGUUGACGGGAAGAAUAUCUUAGGAUCUCCAAUUAAUAUAUUUUAAUAGCAAACCCGGAGAUUCAUUCGUCAACAGGCGAUA
Messenger RNA from Actinia tenebrosa (Australian red waratah sea anemone), 1578 nucleotides. Its product is annotated as E3 ubiquitin-protein ligase TRIM45-like. The record is from RefSeq and is a predicted model, not a curated record. Gene Ontology annotation, molecular function: zinc ion binding. Lineage: Eukaryota; Metazoa; Cnidaria; Anthozoa; Actiniaria; Actiniidae.